UCACCAUCCACUAACACGUUCUGUUGCGUCUGACGCGUCAGCCAUGUUCACAACACUGUCAACGUUGUCAACGACUGGCUUGUCUGCGACUAGGAGUGUCGUCGCAGUCCCAUCACUGAUGCCACGAAUGACAACCCCACCAUGGUCAUCUUCCCGCCAUCACAAUGGAGGGACCGUGCGCUCGUGACAUUACAAUCUGACGCCCCCCAAUCUCGACCGAGCCCGCUCGCACCGCGCUUGGAUCUGGCGACAACCCUCAGCCCUAAACAUUGACAAACAUUGCUCACGACAAGCUCUCAACUCAGGCUUUCUCCGGUCUCCCUUCGCAAAGUUUCGUUGCUUACAACAUAGAGACUCUCCUCGUCGUAAAAGCUCUCUCUCUCGUUCGUACGAGAUCAAUCACGGUGAUCACCUCGUAGUGGCUUGGCUUGCGCCCACUUGAACAAGCACAACUAAGGCCGCACUCUCCGCCAUGUUCCUCCCAAUGCUCCUCUCCCCACUCCUACUCUACUUGCUGCCCGUCACGGCAGCAACCGACGACAAAGAACGUCUCGGCGCACUCCAAGCCACCCUCCCCCUCCGCUACUUCAAUGGCCUAACUCUGGUCAACCCCGGCCUGGGCACGCCACCCCAAAACCUCCCGCUCGUCCUCUCGCCCGACGUAGGCCAUCUCUCGAUCGUCGGCCACUGCGGCACCUGCAUCCAUCGCGGGGGCGAGUACGACGUUGCUUCCUCGUCCACCGCCCGCGUACAAGACGACAGCUCAUUCAACCUCACUCUUCCCGGCCGCGACGGUGAUCCCGGUGAUUCUCUGGCCUUGAGCGGCAUGAUUGUCAAUGACCGGGUUCAUGCCGACGGCCGUCCCCUCGAGCUGCCCGAGGGCGUGUGCAGCAUCCACAAGAUCAUGUCUAUCGUGAACACUACAAACGACCCCGCGGCAUUGCCCGAGGGUUCGAGCGGGUACUGGGGUCUGGGUAUCGACGAGUCCGACCUCAAUGGCUCGCUCAUUCCCUCUGCCUGUCCGCCCAACGGAUCCGUAACCGUCGGCUUCGAUCUAAAAAAUAGCACCCCUGCCGGCGAGAUGCACUGGGGCGGCCCGCCCCCCGACGCCUACGUGGGGCGCUUCAACUGGCUCCCCACAUCGGAGGCAAACUGGGCCGUCGGUAUCGAAGGCUUCCGAGUAAAUCGCACAAAGAUUAACGCCCCAAAGUCCUCCUACGCCAUCCUAGACCCAGGCCUGGAUGGAAUUUACGUCCCUAGCGCCAUUGCGGAGCAAGUAUACGGCGCACUCGGCGGAAAGCGCGACCAUCUUCUCACGAACCGCUGGAAUGUUCCAUGCAACGCCUCGGCAGAGAUCAAGGUCGUGCUCGGGGGCAUCCCCUACGUUCUUGCGACCAGCUCGCUCAUCGUCCCGCGCGACAGCCAGGGCUGGACGUGCUGGGGCUCGAUGAUGUCGUGGGCAAACGCAUCUCUCCCGGAGACACACGGCGAGAUCCGCCUCGGCGCACCCUUCCUUUCCGGAGUCUACAUGGCGCUCUACUACCCCUGCUCUUCGGAGAAGCGCUACGUCGGCCUUGCCGCCAAGCCCGGCUCAGCGAACCCGUCGGACCCCUUCGUCCUCCCCAAGCCCGACCUCCGCGUCGUCGGCAUCGUUCUAGGUGUUCUCCUCCCUCUUCUCCUCCUGCUUCUCGGUCUGUGUUUCCUCAAGAACCGCUGUUCGCCGCUGGGACUUCGUCAACGCUUCGAAUACAACCAAGCCAUGCAAGCCGAGGCGCAAGCGCACGCGCAUGAGACGGCGACAUCCAGCGCUAGUCACUCCAGCUCAUCUUCGAGUCCCACCCGGCCCAUGGCUGCGCUCCCAAUCGUACCGGCUCCAGUUGUUCCCCCAGCCCCGUUAUAUUCCGUACCCGCCCCCGCCCCCGCUCCCAUGCCGCUUCCCGUCUGCCCUCCCCCGGUCCCCUGCAAGACCGUCGCCAUGUGCCCUCCGCCCUGUCCACCCCCCGUCUGCCCGCCCCCCGUCUGUCCCCCACCCGUCUGCACCUCCGUGCCCGUAACCUACGGCUUCUACACGCAAUACUCGCUGCCCAUCGCGCCCGUGGCUCCCAUCGCCCCCGUCGUGCCGCUCAUGCCCCUCCACUCGGCCCAGCCGUGGAUGCACACUAUCGUGUCGCAACACACAGGCGGCGCCGACUGCCUUGCGCACGAAACGCUUGGCGAAGCAUGGCUCCGCCGCCGCAGAUCAAGGUCGCGCUCGUGCGACCGGGAGCGGCUGUGCGAGCUUGAGUGCGAGGAGGGUGGGAAGAGCAAGCGGCGAGGCCGACGGCACAGGCGAAAGCACUCGUCGACGAGUUCGAGCUCUUCGUCUUCGGGCUAGCUAUGGGGUCACGUAACAGAAUAUGAGCGGAAAGCAAAGUCGAGAGGAUUUCGAGAAAGGACGGACUCAUUCUGAGAAGCUGACCUCGUCCAGCCAGGCUGAAACGAUGUCUGCUUUGAGCCCAGUUUUAGACCUAAUCAUGCAUGACCUAUCC
Molecule: messenger RNA, 2528 nt
Organism: Cutaneotrichosporon oleaginosum
Lineage: Eukaryota; Fungi; Basidiomycota; Tremellomycetes; Trichosporonales; Trichosporonaceae
Biological process (GO): proteolysis
Molecular function (GO): aspartic-type endopeptidase activity
Source: RefSeq, a predicted model, not a curated record